Molecule: messenger RNA, 9407 nt
Organism: Ixodes scapularis (black-legged tick)
Lineage: Eukaryota; Metazoa; Arthropoda; Arachnida; Ixodida; Ixodidae
Exons: 22
Coding region: 275-5200 (1641 amino acids)
Biological process (GO): developmental pigmentation
Cellular component (GO): cytoplasm
Molecular function (GO): protein binding
Source: RefSeq, a predicted model, not a curated record
CUUCUGCUCGUCUAGUCUGUCGCUCCGUAAUCUUUGACUUGUAUGCGACGCAUGUGCUUAAAUUAUAUCGUGAAAAAGAAAAGCCUGCGCUAGCUCCCUUGGCUACAGCACUCUGGAUCACAAGUGCUUCCAUCGCGGUCUAUGGGAGGAUCUAGUCCAAACGGGAAAGUGCCGAGCAGUCAUGCUCCCUAGAGUGCCGCCAGGAACGAGCAGCCAUGUUGGGACGCCCGUCUGCUAGAACGGGGCUCGGCUUGCGAGGCGAUUUCAACCGCCCAUGGCCGAAGCCGAAGCCGGCUCUGCUCUACAUCCGCAAUUCGUUCUCGCGGAGUUGCAGUCGUUGGACGGAAUUCUCGUGCCCAUCCGGAACACAACAAGAGUGAAGUAUGUCUGCUUUGACGUUUCAAAGCACUACCUUGCUCUGGGAGCCACCAGUGGGGAUGUCUUCAUGUUUCAACGAGACACUUCUUCCUACGUCGGAACAGUUGCUAACAAGGAGGGCGGCUCAGUUGCACAGGUUGCUCUCUGCCCGGACGAAAACAUCCUUGCACUUGCUACCAGCCGCGGCCACGUGCUGGUGCUGGAGCACAAUGCGGGCUGCGGCCAGCCGCAGAGGCUGCAGCUGUCGUACGAGCACAAAGGGAGCUGCGUCACGUGCCUGCGCUGGAACGGUGCCGGGAGCCGCCUGUUUGCGGCCGACGGGGCGGGCAAGGUCUCGGUGCUCAACAUCUCCUCCUCAAAGGCAAAGAGCCUCUUCCAGUCUCCUCCCAGCACCCUGAUGAAGCUGGACUCGAGGGUGGUCCAGCUGGACUUUGCGCAAGAUCGACUGCUGGCCUCGACCCUCACAAGGUGCUACCUGGGAGACACCGUCAGGGAGAAGUUUACCCAGGUGGGCAAGAAACUGAGGGAUGGAGAGUUUGGUGGCUGCUUCGUUCCUGGUGCGAGGGCUCAGGACCCGGUCACCAUCUACGCCGCACGUCCGGGCUCACGGCUCUGGGAGGCUGAUCUGCGAGGAAGUGUUUUGAAGACCCAUCAGUUCAAAGAGGCCCUGGCUGUUGCACCUACCCCUUUGGUCACUGACAGGUCGGACAACAAUGCAGUGGAAAAUGUGGCACCAGGAAACGGACAGGGCACGGCAUUCUGCAAGCUGCUGACUGUGUGGGCAAGCGGGGAAAGCAUGCCGUUCCUGAUGAGUUGGAGUGCGAGGGGCCUGUAUGUGAUCGACCCUCAUCGAGCCAAGGUCAUGUUAUGGAACGACCAAUUAAAAGACGUCAAAGACGCACGGUGCAUCCGAAACACCAUCUACCUCCAGCUUUUCAAUGGUGAAUUCCGGUCGUGUGCUCUCCUCACUCCGGAACAGGUCGUCCCGUGUCUGAUGCAUCAUGGUCGGACAGCCCUGUGUGCACAAUUUCUCCUCCAGAACAGUUGUUGCCUGAGCAGUGCUGUCUUCCAGUCAACCAUUCCACCGGCCCUCGUCUUCGAACUCUUGGACAAGCUCGACGAACUCGGAGAGGCUUCCGUGGCAGAGGCCGUUUCAAAAGCGUUAAGCGACGCCUGCGGCUUCGAUGCCACCGCAAGGCCCCCAUCUAUUCCGGGAUUUGCCGAGCCAAAGCCGAAGCCAGACCGUCCAAAUUUAGAGCCGUCCCCGACCAUCCGCAACCACAGAAACGGCCCCAAUGUCACGAGGGACCGCGAUGCGCUCUCAUCGCCACGCCACGUCCGGUGCCACUCGACGGAGCCGGCCAUAGCCAAGGCAAAGACUCCGAGCCCGAAGCCGAUCCGGAGGAUUCCGAGACGCGGAAGCGAUCCACUUCCCCCGGCGUCUCUGAGCCGCACGGCUUCGACCGAGAAGUGCAUCCCAAAGCCAAAGCCAAUCAAGGCUUGCAGUCCGACGACAUCUAGUUCCGCCCUUUCGAGAGUUGCAAGCGUGCCCGGAUCUCGCAGCUCGUCUCCGGCCUCGACCGUAGCUGCAGCCGGGCCGCAGAGGAGCCGAAGCCGUAGCCUUGAAGCACAUAGGCGCAACCCAGAAUCUCACUUGGCCGAACGGCCAAGCCAGCUCUCUAACCUCGGUCGCGCCGCAGACUCGAUUCCUCCCGUGCCGAGCUUAGUUGGCAUCGGAGUCGGAAGCAGGGGCUUAGUCCAUAGGUUACAAAAUAACAACAAUAAUAACAAUAAAACGGUAGACAGUCAGGGUCACUCCGUCGAAGACGCAAGUCCAGCAGACUCCGACGGUGCUCCGGAGCCUGGCUGCUCCGCUUCGGAGCACGGAAACAACAACAACAACAGGCGAGCUCUUGGCAGCGCGCUCCGAACGCUACCAGUGAUACCAGCAUCUCCAUUGGAGUCGCCAAUGAGUCCCUUGGACCGGGUGGAUCCGGAAGUGCUCGCGAGCAUGUAUGCAGAGCAGGACAUGGGCUACGAGAGCAUCUACCAGUACCUGAACCUCUACACGUCCAGCAUGGCAUCCGGAGCGUUCAACAUGCGGGGUGCGGAACUGGCACAGCUCGGGAACGUUGCGGACCUCGGCAAGCUUCGGGAGACCCUGUGUUCGAAGAUCUCCAAUGGCAAGGACGCCAUCUUGAAGAACAUCCGAGGCCUGGAAUCCAAGCUAAAGUACGUCUCCGUCGACCAGGCCGCUGACUUGCUCGACCUGGCAUCGCCUCUGUCGACCGUUCCCGAGCACGGUCCGGCUGAUACAAGUUCAAAAUCCUCGGGUACAAAUGCCACUGUGACUCCCAAGGACGAAUUCUGGUCAUUUCUCCCUGUGCUCAACACAAACCUCAUAGAAGCAACGGAAAAAGCGAGCCUGUGCGUGAGCGACCCCAACGUGUUCUACUACGAGACCAAACUCUCCAAAGUGCUCGAGAACUGGGUGGAGGUCCUCCACUCCAGCCAGCUCCAAGUCGUGUCCCACGUCGCUUCCAUCGACGCCUCCGAGCUUCCGUCUGCUCCCCGCGACGCCCAGGAGAGGUCUCCGGGUGCCUCACCCUCCUCCCCUACAGAGUGGCGACUCCGUUUGCUCAAAUCCGUUUUCAUCUGCGACCCCUUCCGCCUCCCGCCCGAUGUCAAGUUCAAGGCGCGCGAGCUCGCCAUGCUCUGCCUGCAGACGGCGGUCCUGGGUGACGUGCAGAGGGUGGCGUCCAAGAUGGCUGACCUGGAGAACCAGGAGAAGUCGCCAUCAUCUGCUCUCGACGGAACGACGGACUCGAAGCUCUCGCGGCGGGAGAGCUCGGCUUCGCCAGGCAGCGAGGACGCCUCGACGCGCUGCGACCUCAGCCUCUCCAUGCGGUCCUCGACGUCGGAGAAGCACGGCGGCUUCCACCUGUCGGACAUGCAGACGAUCGACUCGGCGAGUGAGUCGGCCAUGUUCCAGAGCAUGUCGUCGUCGUACGGCGCCCACUCCAUCAACCUGGACCUGCGGUUGGACGACGGACCCGCCGAGAUUUUGCCCAAGAGGCAGGCCGCUCUCGUCCAGAACGACGAAGCUAGAAGCAAUGGAGCCGGCGAACCGGAAGAACCCAACCACGACAAACGACUCGUCGAGAGUGUGGAUGGGCGGGACAGAGCGAUCGUGCCGAAGGAACGUGAGCUCGCAGAUCGCGACAACUCCGAAUCUACGAGCGUCAAUGGCUGCGCGGACCACGACGAGUUGUUAAGGGCAUGCCUCGCAGACGCCGCGAGCCAGGGAGCGGAGCUGUCCCCUAGUCAGGCCUCGCAGAGUGAGGUGACUUCAAUGUCCUGGAUGCCGAUGGUCCUCCAGACGCCGCGGAAGAAGGAGGCACCAAGGUGCAAUCCUUCCGACACGAAGGUGGCACUUUUCAUUCGUUGCUACUUCCACCUCCUGGAAGUCGACGUGGCCUGGGAUGCAGUCCGGAUGUCAGAAGAUCCGUGCUUCGAGUCGUGGAGCGCGCUGGCGUCCGGGUGCUGCCUGCAGGCGCGGAGGAGGCUGCUCUGGGAGAGCGGGAACCAGGACUGGAUCUGGGUGCUGCAGCAGGUCGAGAAGGCCGGGGCCCAGUUGGGGCCCCUGAUUGGCUACCUCGCGCUCCUCCACGAAGUGGCUCCGGACAGGGUGGACGAGGUGUUCCUGAAGAAGGCGGGCUGCCUCACGGCCAGGGACGUACUCUACCUGACCCGCUACUUUGACACCCACCCGUCCCUCUUCCUCAAGGCGGUCCGGGUGGCCCUGACAUCCUUUUCACCGCCCCAAACGUUGUCUUCCGUGAGGAAGUACCUGAAGAAUGAAGAAGUUCGGUGGGAAUGGCUGCAGCAUUCUCUGCGAUCAUGCGACUCUCAGUGCCUCAAAUGCUCGUGUGGAGCACCAAGAAUGAACUCCCACAAGAUCAACUGGCCGAUGAUGGAGCAGCUAAAAGCUGUCCUUUGCUUCGAGGAAUGGAUCUCAGUCAGGAGCAUGGAGCUCUGUCAGCUGCAUGGGUUCUGGCCUGGCUACCUGUGCUCCUUGAGACGUUUGGGCUACCGACUGGAGCACCUAGUCACUGUGAUUCAGCUGGGAGACGUGGAACUGCUGUCGGAUAGCCAUCCAUUGGGUUUGCUGCCUGGUUCGUCGGAAGAGUGGCGGCUGGCCGUGGAACUGGCGCAGAAGCAGCACGGCGGCGGUGCCUUCGGAUUGCCGACAUGCCUGUUCUGCGAGCGGACGCUGGCGGGGAGUGGGACGGACGCCCCGGUGGCGCCAGUGACGACAAUCACGGUGGAGAGCGUGGCGCGACGCAUGCUGGAGUCGGUGGGCUUCGAGCAGACGACGACGCUACUGCGUGACCUCGACCUUCCCCGAGGCUCGCUGAGUCCGGAGUUCUUCUUUGCCAGCGUGCUCCUCACCCUGAUUGACCAGCAGCAGCUGGCCCUGAGCCACCGGAUGCUCUCGCGGCUGGAGAGCUACGUCUGGUCCCGGCGUCUGGUCACGUUGCCACCUCAGGCGGCCGACCUGCUGAGCCGCGAGAAGCAGGGUCUCGCCGGCCUCGAAGACCUUGCCAACAUUCAGAUGCAGAGCCUCUUUGUGGAGGAGCCCGAAAGUCACUGGGGGAGGAGUGUGCCUCUCCUCUCCACUUGUGCGCACUGUGCACAAAUGUUGGGUGCCACAAAGGGUGCCCAUCCCGUGGUGGCGUUCCACUGUGGGCAUUGUUUCCACAAGUGCUGUCUUCCUGGGGAUUUCUGCAUUGCGUGCCUGGAAACUGCUAGCACAACCUGACCAUCCCCCCAGCGGAGCCCUACAAUCUCCAUGGCUCCCUUCCGGGGGUUGUAGCGCUUCUGGCACUGAAGCGACCGCAACCUUUCUUCCUUUUUUUUUUUACUUGUCUAGUAAGCUGUAUUUUCAGGGGCAAUAAUUGCGCUGCUAUGGCUUUGCGGAACGGGCGUCGGGUCCGAGCCGCGUUGUUCCAACUGCGCUCUGUUUUGCGUACUACGUGCAAUGCAGUGAUGAAUGCUGUCUACUUUCUUGUGGGAGGGCCGAGAUAUUUUUGAUUGUGCUUCAUUUGGUGGGCUAUGUUCAUUGCAGCUUCUUUUUUGCUUUUUUUAUUUACAGUACACUGCAGGCCAAUAUUUUUGCCCCAGCAGGAGUGGAUGUAAUGUUUAUAUGGAGCUAGAUUACCAGAGAUUAUACAUUGCAACACAAAAAGGGAAGGAGUCCAGCUGGAAAGUGUAAAGAAAUGUGCAGGAAACAAAUACGAAAAGUUAGACAAAACGUUAUAAAACACCCGAUAUAAUACAGCGAACCAAAAAGCCCAAAAGAAAAGUUACACAUCAAAAAGGCAUUCAAUUGAUUCAAGUACAUUGUCUGAAGUAAAUAUAUGGGAAAGUAGGCAGUUUCAUUAUGUAAUGGUUCUGGGAAAGAGUAGUAGUUACGCAAAAGCAUUUGUGCAAGCGAAUACGGGAGUUAUUGUGUGGGGAUAUGUAAUAAUCCAUCCUUCAAAGGUGGACUGUCUUUUGUGCUACGCUCUGUUCUAUGGACAGUGUGCAACCCAGUGAAGACUGCUACGUUUAUUUUGGAGAAGAAAGUCAUUUUGGUUGUAUAAUGCUGUAAGCGUACCAGCUAGCUUCGGGUGAAAAAAAAAGCUUACUUGAACUACUUUCAUUUUACCAACUACGGUAUGUGUAAUGCAAUGAAAGGGAAUGCUACCAAGCACCUUUUUGGUGAGUGACAAGUCAUUUUGACAAGAGUGCCUUAAAGGCCGCUAGCUUUUCUGAUGAGAAGAGGGAUCACUCGAGUGAGGUUAAUUUUAUAAACUGUGUGGAUUGCUAUGGUCUACCACAUUCUUUCUAGGAGGCGAGUUGUUUCAGCUGCAAAGCCAUAAAGGCUGCCACCUCCUUGACGCAAAGGAAAGGCCAUUUUAACCAUUCUUUAUUUCUGAUACUAUGUGCAGUACAGUGAAGGCUACUAGCUUAUUUGCACUAGUAUCUAAUGUUUGGUUUUGUGCCAACUAAGUAAUGAAUGUGAAGCCUGGCACGUAACCUUGGAAGCAGCAUUUUUUAUUCAAGCUGUUUCUUCGAGGCAUGUUUCAAGGCAAUGACCCAAAGUUUGGCUCACGUGAAGAUGGACUGCACGUCCUGCCAAAUAUAUAUCACGACCUUAUAACUAAACUUUCUCUACACCUUUAGUCGUGUAAUGCAAAAAAUGUUUAUUGGAACAUACAUAGAAAACCUCCGAGACUGGGAAGCUAGGGGAAAAACCCCAAGGCUAGGGAGAUUAGAGAAAAAACACGAGACAUUUCUUGUUGCCUAAAUAUUUGUGUGAAGGUACCUGGCAAGUUAACGCAGUAGGCCUUUGCUAAAUUGUAUAGCGGUAAGGGACGUAAGACAGUGUUGUUACCACUUCUUUCUGAUUCCCAUCCAUAGUUCUUAAUUGUGUCUUUUACAUGCCACAUUGAGCACAGAACAUCUCGCACGCAAGCUUAUGCCACAAUGGCAUCGGGGCCAGAUAUUGAUACUUGGUGGGUUAUGCCAAUACCCUCCCCUUGGGUUUCAUGUUAAUUCUUUUAGCUGCCGAAUAUAUGCUAGUCCUUGCUUUAUUUUUUUUUUUUUAAUUUAGAGGCAGGUUUUGUUCUUGUAGUCUUUAUAGUAUUAAUGACAACCUUUGGGACGGCUAUUUUUUUUACCUCGGUGACUUCUUGCGGUGCCGUAAGCUUAUUGGUGGCUUGCUGUUUUCUGUCUGGGUGUUUGUAAAGAAAUGCUGAAGGCAAUUUGAUGCUUACUUAAAUCGUCAUUUUUUGCCGCCAUAGGGAGACUCGGAAAAUGUUUUUUUUUUCGAGAGCUUUUAGACGGCUUUUUUUCUCGUAAAGCAAUUCCCCGAAAAACCUCAAACACGAUAGACAAAAUGUUUGUUUCUUUCUGUCUUUUAUUCGUACACCUGAAGAACUUUCGCCAUAAAAAUUAAAUGACGAUUUUGAAGAUUUUUUCUAGAAAAUCAAGCAUCAAGAAAUCUUUUUCAUUUUCCUAGCGUUUCAUUAUAGCUCGUUCCCCAAGGACUUUUCAAAACCUCGUGCCUCUGCGUUGAACAGAAUUUAUACUCGAAAUUUUCGUCUUCACAAUUUUAGGUUCAUUGGCAGGCAGUGUUAAUUAUACUGCCACCAGUACGUACAUUGCUCGUAGCAUGAGGCAGACUUGGCAUUUUGCUGCCCUAAGCAACCUCAGUACUGGCCCCGCCCCCCCCCCCCCCCCCCCCGCCCCCCCCCCAACCCCCGCUUCCCAUGGUCAGUGACCAUGGGAAAGGGGGUUAGUGGGGGGGGGGGUAUUGCAGGGAAGUAGCUAAGUUUAGAGUACACAUUUUUAGAAGUAGCUACAUUUGGAGCUAGAAUUCCUAUAGUAGCUAAAUUUGGAGCUAGAUUUAAGAAAAGGAGGCAAAUAAUUUGGGGACGACCACAAAUUGGCCGCCCGCAAAAGUUUGCUGCCCUGGGCAGCUGCCUAUUGGCAAAAGUACUUGUUGUUGGGCUAGUUGGUGAUGACUGUUUGCAAGUCCGCCCCUGCUCAUAAGCCUAAGCCUGUUUCACUGGUAGUGGCGAAGUUGCUCUCAAGCAUAUUCGAGAUUUCAUCGGCACCUUCGGGAACAUUACGGGGCAUCGUCGUUAAUUGAGUGAAAACCGAAAAUCCCGUUCGGUGCUUUUCUAAAUUACCACUGCCCACAUAUCUAAAGGCUACUUCAUGCUUCUGACUGCAUUGCCUGUAAUCCGUAAAACGGAGCGCAGCCACGCGAGUUGUCGUAUUUUGGCGGUGGACGCACCGUCGGUGUCGCGCAAUCAGAUGACGGGUUCAAUCCCAGUAGCAACGAGAGACUAUUUCCGCCCUUAAGACCGGUUUACGGUAGCGUUUCUGGGUUAGAAGUGUUAGCUUAUUCGUCGUUUCGAGAGACUGUCUGUUAGCAGUGUGGCAGCUCGAGCCGUUGGCGUCCGCAGGGCAGCGUUUGACGGCCUGUCCUGGUCAUCGAGGUGCGGCAAAACGUAAGGGCGGUUGCCUCGACUACGAGGAGUCUUCGUUUCUGCUCCCAGAAUUUGUUGCCAUGGCUGCGGUCUCCGACAGCUUAAGAAACGCGGGGCACAGCACGUCCCCACAUCUAAUCAUCACCCUAUGAUCAAUGAGAUUGCGGCGUUUGCGAACAAGAACGCCGACAAACCAAUCGCGGUGCAGGAAGUGCGAACACGACGAGUAGGAUUCUGUUUUCGGAGUUUGUUUUGCUUGAAAUCCGGAGGGUAUGUUUCAGACGAGUUUGACGAGCGUGUUGGGUUAAAUACUCAAUACGAAGAAAGCACAGCACAAACGGGGUACAGAGACAAACAUGUACAUGCUGUCUCUGUCCCCUGCCUGUGUUUUGCUUUCUUCAUAUCAUGUUUCGGAGGUUGCCGUAACGUCCCGGGAGACGGCCCACCUAAAAUCGAAAGCAAAUCGGGCGAAAAUAAGGAGUAAGCUAACUUUCGGUGUGCAAUAAAAAAAAAAAAGGGUGCAAAAAUGCCAGUUUUAGAUUUCGUAACCUGCGAAACUUGUGAUUGCAAGGAGGGGCGAUGAACCAAAGAUGACUGUCCUUCCCAGUCAAGCAAUGUUAUCUUGGCUAAGUAACACCAUUUCUGCUGAGGUCACCAUUGGCCAGAGCCCUGCAAUUACUGGAAGUGGACUCUCUCUCGGUGUUUCUGAAAAAUAAAUAUAGCAUAUUGUACCAAAAGUGGGGGCCAGGCUAUCUUUCGGGGGUGUGGGGCAUCUUUCGAGAUAUUACGGUAUUUUUCGUUGAAAAUUCAGGGUUUAUCGAAGUUUAUUCUUGUUCAAUUCCCAAUUCUCUGAAAUUCUAAGUGCAUUUUACUGCAUUCCCAAUUUUUAAAAAUUUGAAAACAAAAUAAUUUUAGUAUUGGGAAGAACAUAAAACACAAGAACAGACAAGACCGUCUUUCUGUUUUAUGUUCCUAUUACAGUCGAAU